AUGCCGCAGUCGCAUUCGUUCAAGUACGACCCGGAGUUCCUGCAAGCGGCAGGCCCGGUGCUAGCCACAUUUGCACAGCGACCCAAGCCCAGCUUGCACGAUGUUGAGACGCAUCGCGUCAACCUCGACACGGCGCUUCGUGCAGCGGGUGAGGCUGGACCCAAGUAUCCAGUCGAAACAACGACGCACGCAAUCACAACUCGCGACGGUGCAACCAUCAAUGUCAUUCAAGUGGCUCCAAAGCAGCGAAGAGACAACGGCCCUGCCGUGCUACAUGCCCAUGGCGGUGGCAUGAUGUCUGGCACUGCCGACGCAUGGGUCGCAUCAGGUAUUCUUCCGGGCCUGGCCGCGGCAAGCGGUGUCGAUAUCUUCAGUGUCGAGUAUCGUCCUGCGCCAGAGCAUCAGCUCGAUGGGCUCGUCAACGACUGCUACGAUGCAUUGGAGUGGCUCUCAUCGAAUGCAGCCUCGCUUGGAAUCGACAGCAAUAGAAUCGGUGUAUUCGGCGAGUCGGCUGGAGGAGGCAUAGUAGCCGGAGUAGCUCUCCAAGCUCGUGACAAGGCUUUGUCUCCACCUUUGCGGAAACAGAUCCUCAUCUAUCCCAUGCUCGAUGACCGCAACCUGACGCCCGAUGAGCGUCUUUCGCCUACUGCCAUCUGGAGUUACGAGAAUAACUUGACAGGCUGGUCUGCUCUGCUGGGGAAAGACAUUGCGGGUACGGACAAAGUCAAUGAACUUGUCAAGUAUGCCGUCCCGGCCCGUGUGCAGGACCUUUCAGGUUUGCCAGAUACCUACAUUGAUAUUGGACAGCUCGACAUCUUCAUCGAGGAGACCCUCGAAUAUGUUGGCAGACUUCACAAGGCUGGCGUGCAGGUAGAAUUAAACGUGUACAAGGGCUUUCCUCAUGCGUGGGAGCUCGUCGGUGCCCAAAACACUUCGGUUGGCAAGAGAAUCAUAUCCGAACGGAUCCUCGCUCUCCAAAGCUUUUAG
Mycosarcoma maydis (corn smut) is the source of this 987-nucleotide messenger RNA. RefSeq lists its product as uncharacterized. The record is from RefSeq and is a predicted model, not a curated record. The transcript has a single exon. Bases 1 to 987 code for a protein of 328 amino acids. Lineage: Eukaryota; Fungi; Basidiomycota; Ustilaginomycetes; Ustilaginales. Gene Ontology annotation, molecular function: hydrolase activity.